AGCCAUCGAAUAUCAACAAUUGCCACAACAGCAGCAAAUACAGACACAAAAUGUUGUAGUGGAAGCAAUACAAACGGAUAAUUUCAACAAUACGAAUAAAACAUUAAUGACUGAUGUGCAAGAAUUGCCAGUAGAAAAGAUUGUGCAUACAACAGUUGCCAACAAAAGUACCGAAGUGGCUGUAGAAACGGUGGGUAGCAACAAAUGUGGUAGCCCCUCAGCAGCAACAACAAAUAAUAACACCACAGCCUGUGUAUCAGCAGCAACAACAACAAACUGUGCAGGAAAAACAACAUAAACAUCAAUAUGUUGCCAAACAAAAUGUUCCUCAACAACAGCAGCAAUAUCAACAUCAACAAUUGCAAACUCAGCCUGUGACAGCACAGCAACAGCAACAACCAACAGCCCAACCUCAACAGCAACAAACACAUUAUCAAGCUUCAACACAACAACAACAACAUCAGCAUCACCAUACCCAACAACAACAACAGCAGCAUCAUCAGCAACAACAAACCUAUGAAAAUCGUAAAUCUUCACAAAUGUACAAUCAACAACAUCAAUCACGUAGUCGUAAAUAUGAUUAUCAUCAUGGUCAUGGCUCCAACAGCAGUAAUAGUGAUGCUUCUUCCCAUCAUCAGCAACAGCAAACACAGCAACAGCAGACAACCAAAACUAUGUCAUGGACAAAUUCCUCACAACAUAAGAAAUCCACCAAUACAGUGGCGGUAACAGCAACACCCACUUCCAGCCACUCGAGCGGUAGUUACAAUAAACAAUCAAAUGCCAGCAAUACGUCCAGCUCACAUACUCACUCCACACGCACUUACACCAAUCAACAACAUCAUAAUUAUCAACAGCAGCAACAACAAAAUUAUCACUAUCAGCAACCACAAACUAGAAAUUAUGGAGCCAUGAAAAUGCCUUCUUCACCCAUUUCCAGUGCACCCAGCACCAUGGAACGUAAAACCAGUCAAUCAAGUGAUGCUGGCAAGGGUCAAGGCCCUCAAUCUACAUCGACUGCCUCCACCACUGCAGCGCCCCAUCAAUUUCAACAGCAACAAUCACAACAAACCACAACCAAUAAUGAUGCUGUACAACAGACCACACCAACUGCCCCGACAGUUAGUGCUAGCUCAGCUGCUGCCACCUCGAUUUCUAACAAGCAGCAUACCCAACAUUAUCCACCAGGAUUUGCUACUAAAAAACAUAGUUUUUCAAAUCAAGGACACAGUGGUCCAAGCACUACCCCAAAUACUACUGCAGCAGCGGUUACCAGCAGCAGCAGCAGUAAUGCCGUGGAAACCUCCUCUACACCAGCCAUAAAUUUGGCACCACCAGUUUCUGCCAACACACCAGCAGCACCCUCUACACCAUCUUGGGCUAGUCUCUUUGCCAGUAGUUCAAAUACCAGCAAUUCAGCCAGUUCAAAUACAGCUGCCUCUGCAACAAUAAACACAAGCUCCAACUCUUCUUCCUCGAAUACCAACUAUUCAAAGAAACCCAUUGCCAAAGUGGCUCCCUAUGAGGGCAUAACUCCUGUUACACCUCCACCACCCGUAGUAACCCCGGGUACUUUAUCUUAUUCAGCAGCCUCAGCUCAAAAUCUACCCACACCCUCUUCGGCUAGCACAGCUUCCACAACUGCCAAAAAACUCGAGCAACAACAACAACAAUCGCAACGCAACUCAUUGGCCAAUCUAGAUGAAUUCUCUUUGAAAUUUGCUCAAUUUUUAACAACAUAUAAAAGUGACUGGGCCACCGUUAGUCUAAGACCUAGAGGUCUAACAAAUCGUUCCAACUAUUGUUAUAUCAACUCCAUAUUACAAGCUCUACUCGGCUGUUCGCCUUUAUAUAAUUUAAUACGUUCUAUACCAAAACAAGCUGCCAAUUUGUGUGAGGUUAAGACUCCUACAGUUAAUGCCAUGAUGACUUUCAUGUCCAAUUUCUCUAAUCUACCCAGUGGUUUACGUUUACGUAAUUCCAAGGGUGGUAAAGGCAACAAAGAUGAUUUGGGUGGAGAUUUACAGUGUGAUCCUGCCUUUGAACCCACAGAAAUCUAUAAAUUAUGGAAUGAUAGUCGUGAGGAACAUGUGGAGGGCCGUCAAGAAGAUGCCGAAGAAUUUUUGAGUUAUAUACUUAAUAAAUUAAAUGAUGAAAUGCUGGAGGUUAUAAAAUUAAUUUCCAAACCAAAUACCGAACAAAAUGGACAAAAUGAACCGGCCGAAGAGGAUGGUGACGUUUGGCAGAUGAUUUGCAAUAAUCGCAAUAAGGGCAGUGUAACACGUCAAACUGAUUUUGGUUGCACCCCCUUAAGUGAUAUCUUCCGUGGAGAAUUACGUUCACGUUUACAGCGUGAGGGAGAACAUUCAACAGAUGUUAUACAGCCUUUCUUUACACUGCAACUGAAUAUUGAAAAAGCUGCCUCGGUUAAGGAGGCUUUGGAGAUCUUAGUUGGUCGUGAUCAAUUGGAAGGUGUUACCGGCAGUAAGAGCAAACAGGAAGUGGUGGCCUGGCAACAAAUGAAUUUGGAAAAAUUGCCUCCUAUUUUAAUUUUACACCUUAAAUGGUUCGACUAUCGUUCAGAUGGUUGCACGAAGAUUUUGAAAAAGGUUGAGUUCCCAGUGGAACUUAAAAUUGAUUCAAAAAUUUUAGCUUCCAAGAAGUACUCACAAAAACAACGAGCUUAUCGUCUCUUUGCCGUUGUCUAUCAUGAUGGCAAAGAGGCCACCAAAGGACAUUAUAUCACUGAUGUUUAUCACACCGGCUAUGGCAGUUGGCUGCGUUUCGAUGACAGCUCUGUCAAACCGGUAAGUGAAAAUCAUGUCCUCUUACCACGGACACCACGAGUACCUUAUUUACUUUGCUAUAGACGCUGUGAUACCAUACCACAGCAAAGCAAUAACAAUCAGAAUAACUCAUCAACAGGCAAUAAUAAUACAUCAGGUAAUACACAAUCAUCAUCAGGAAAAUAAACACAAGAAAAAAAGUUGACAACAAUACGCCAAAAACAAAAAUUCUAACGAAAUGAAAAGCACAACGAAGGUUUAAUAAAACAACAAAAUGGAAAAGAUAAGAGAACACACACACGAUAAACCAACAAAGUGAUAUAAAAAGGACUCCAAGACUGGAGGUGUGUAAAGCUUAACGAAAAAAAAAAAAUAGUAAAUAAUCAUAAGAGAAAAAAAUCACUAGAAAUAAAAAGUGAUUUUGCAUGAUAAUGAUGAUGAUGAUGGUUGGUUUAACUAACUGCAAACAAACACUUAAUAAUUGCUAACAGGCUUUAAGAAAUUGGACGUAAAUGAUGUGUUAAGUAAUAGCCUGUAAACUUAACAAAUGUUUAUGUUAAAAAGAUUUGUAUUUAUGUUCAACUAAAAACUUUUUUUUAUUAUUUAUACAUAUAAAGCUAAAUAUUUGCAUAUAGCCAAAAUAUUAUUAUAAUGAAAAACAAAAAAAAAAAAAAGAAGAUAAUUCUAGUUUAAGUCUAAGUUAAAGAGACUUUAAAAGAAAAACAAAAAUUUAUAUUUAGUUAAAUUCAUUAAGAAGAAAAACAAAUUUAUUUACUUAUAGUUUUAGUUAGUAUUAAUAAAACAAACAAUUAGGGUGGUGUGAUUAAUUUAAUUAAUCACUUAAGAAAUUUAUCAAAAAAAAAAAAAAAAUUAAAUAUUCAAACAUUUGAAACAUUAACAAAUUGAGAAGAUUUAAGUAUGAAAAACUUUAUUUAAGUUAUUGUUUAGUAACAUGAGUAACAAAAAAUUAUUGAUUUAAGUUCUUAUUAAGUUUUUCAAGUCUUUUGUUGAAGUUAAAAGAGUUUUAACAAAAAAAAGGCUGGAAAAAAGUUUUCAAUUCAAAGCGUUAAUAUUUGUGUAGUAAAUUUAAUAUAUAGUACCUAUUUCAAAAUUUAUUUUCUAAAGCUAGACUUGUAGCUGUAGUUUGUUAAACAAAAGGAAAAUAUUAAUGGAAUGCUCGCUUAGAAAGGUUGCAAAUCUUUAGUUUACAAAAUAAGCAGUAAAUAAGGGAAUUCACCCUUGUAGAUCUUUUAAAUCUAACAAUUACAAUCUGUGAUUUACUCUUUCUUUGUCUUUUGAUAUUUUUUUCAAUAUUGAUAUUUAUUUGCUUAUUAAAAACUAUUAAGCCUUUUAAAUUUACUAUAGUUUGCAAGCUCAUAGAAAGAAUAUAUUAAAAAGUGUAAUUCAGAGCUUGUAAACCUUGCAAAACUUAAUAAUUAUAGUAAAAAAAUAUACAAUACUGUGAUAUACUUAUAUUCUUGAGUUAAAUAUGCAAACUAAACAGGUCUUGUAAAUAUUAAACAUCUUAAUAAGUAUAAGUACUUUGCAAUACUUUUACUUAUUGCUAAUAAGCAUUGUAAACUUGUUAUAGAAGAGUUAGCUUAAGUAAAAUUUACCAAUUUACAAGACUAAAUAAAAAUUAAUAAAAAUCAUUGCAAAUAAGUUUAGUAAACUUAAAAGAGUAGCGUCGUUGAAGGGUUGUUGUAAAUUUACAAUACAAAAUGAAAAAUGCUAAAAACUAUUGCAAAUAAGUCUUGCAAACUUGAAACAACUUGAUCUUGAGUAAUAACUUUACUUUAUUAGGUGUUAUAGUAAAUUAACCACCAUUUGCAAGACUAAAUCACCAAACAAGUCUUUUAAAUUUGAUGCACAAACGGUUUUUUAAGUAAAAUUCUUAUUGUAUAAAGAGUUCUAGUAAAUUAGCAAGGCUUAAUUAAAAAUUCUUAAGGAAGUCUUGUAAAUUUAAUACAGCAACGUUUUCUUUUGUAAAAAAAACUACUAUCAUAAGGAGUAUCAGUAAAUUGUCGUAUCAUUUACAAAAUGAUUUGCAAACUAAACAGGUCUUGUAAAUAUUAAACAUGUUAAUAAGUAUAAGUACUUUGCAAUACUUUUACUCAUUGCUAAUAAGCGUUGUAAACAUGUUAUAGAAAAGUUAUCUUAAAGUAAAAACUUUUUUAAAGACAGAUUCGCUUCGUGAUUUACAAGACUAAAUAAAAAGUAAUAAAAAUCAUUGCAAAUAGGUCUAGUAAACUUAAAAGAGAAGCGUUUUAAUCAGAAAAAAAUCUUCAUAUAUGAAGAGUUGUUGCAAAUUACUAGCACUUUUGCAAAACAAAAGCAAAAAUACUAAAAAAAAUCAUUGUAAAUAAGUCUUGCAAACUUGGAAUAACUUGAUCUUGAGUAAAAACUUUAUUAUAUUAGAUGUUCUAGUAAAUUAACCGCCAUUUGCAAGACUUAAUCACCAAAAAAAGUCUUGUAAACUUAAUACAGAAACGGUUUUUAAGUAAAAUUCUUAUUGGUGUUCUAUUAAAUUAAUCGCCAUUUGCAAGACUUAAUCACCAAAAAAUUCUUGUUAACUUGAUACAGAAACGUUUUUUUAAGUAAAAUUCUUAUUGCAUAAUGAGUUCUAGUAAAUUAUUGGCUAUUUGCAAGGCUUAAUUAAAAAUUCUUAAGGAAGUCUUGUAAAUUUAAUACACAAACGUUUUCUUUUGUAAAAAAAAACUACUAUCAUAAGGUGUAUCAGCAAAUUAUCUAUCUUUCAUUUACAAAAUAAAAAGAAAAGUAAUGAAACCUAUUGCAAAUUAGUCUUGUAAACUUGCGACAUACUAACAAAUUAACAGCAUUUUGCUAAAUAAACUAUGGCAAAUAAGUCUUGUAAACUGGUUACAGAAAUGUUGUCUUUCCUUCCGUUUACAAA
Lucilia sericata (common green bottle fly) is the source of this 5700-nucleotide messenger RNA. It is a transcript of the gene Usp10, whose product is annotated as ubiquitin carboxyl-terminal hydrolase 10. Lineage: Eukaryota; Metazoa; Arthropoda; Insecta; Diptera; Calliphoridae. Gene Ontology annotation, biological process: regulation of autophagy; protein deubiquitination; DNA damage response, signal transduction by p53 class mediator. Gene Ontology annotation, molecular function: cysteine-type deubiquitinase activity; cysteine-type endopeptidase activity. Gene Ontology annotation, cellular component: nucleus; cytosol. The transcript is spliced from 6 exons. The coding region runs from base 540 to 2972 and encodes 810 amino acids. The record is from RefSeq and is a predicted model, not a curated record.